Messenger RNA from Rhodofomes roseus, 1818 nucleotides. RefSeq lists its product as uncharacterized. The record is from RefSeq and is a predicted model, not a curated record. The coding region runs from base 1 to 1818 and encodes 605 amino acids. Lineage: Eukaryota; Fungi; Basidiomycota; Agaricomycetes; Polyporales; Fomitopsidaceae. The transcript has a single exon.
AUGGCGCUCGCGGGCGGAAAGGGCGGCUGGCUGCAGCUGGGCGGCGGAGAGCAAGGCGCGCCCAGCGCGCCGCGCCCGCAAGCUGGGGUAGUGCCGCGCCGCGCGUGCACCGCAUGUACGCCCCGCGGCUCGCAUGCAGCCUGCUCGCUGCUCCUCGCUGCCCGCCACCCGCCCCCCGUUGCUCGCUGCACACCCCUGCGCUGCUCGCCCCACACUCCCCGCUCCCGCCCCCCGCUGCUUGCUGCGCGCACCGCGCACCGCGCACCGCGCAUCUCGCCCCGCGCACCGCGCAUCUCGCACCGCGCACCGCGCAUCUCGCACCACGCUGCCCGCCUCUCGUUCCUCGCCCCUCGCUGCCCGCCCCUCGUUCCUCGCCCCUCGCUGCCCGCCCCUCGCCCUCGCUGCCCGCCCCUCGCCCUCGCUGCUCGCCCCUCGCCCUCGCUGCUCGCUGCCCGUUCCUUGCCACCCGCCCCUCGCUGCUCGCUGCUCGCCCCUCGCCCUUUGUUCCCCGUUCCUCGCUGCUCGCCCUCGCCCUUCGUUCCUCGCCUCACGCCCCUCGCCCUCGCCCUCGCUCCUCGACCUUGGUUCCUCGCUGCUCGCUGCUCGCCCCUCGCCCCCCGCCCUUCGUUCCUCGCCACACGCCCCUCGCUGCUCGCCCCUCGCCCUCGCCCUCGCUCCUCGACCUUGGUUCCUCGCUGCUCGCUGCGCGCCCCUCGCCCCUCGCCCUUCGUUCCUCGCCACACGCCCCUCGCUGCUCGCCCCUCGCCCUCGCUGCUCGCCCCUCGCCCCUCGCUGCUCCCCCUCGCCCCUCGCUGCUCGCUGCUCGCCCCUCGCCCUUCGUUCCUCGCUGCUCGCUGCUCGCUGCUCGCCCUUCGUUCCUCGCCCCUCGCCCUCGCUGCUCGCCCCUCGCCCUCGCUGCUCGCUGCCCGUUCCUUGCCACCCGCCCCUCGCUGCUCGCUGCUCGCCCCUCGCCCUUUGUUCCCCGUUCCUCGCUGCUCGUUCCUCGCUGCUCGCUGCUCGUUCCUCGCUGCUCGCUGCUCGCCCUCGCCCUUCGUUCCUCGCCUCACGCCCCUCGCCCUCGCCCUCGCUCCUCGACCUUGGUUCCUCGCUGCUCGCUGCUCGCCCCUCGCCCCCCGCCCUUCGUUCCUCGCCACACGCCCCUCGCUGCUCGCCCCUCGCCCUCGCUGCCCGCCCCUCGCCCUCGCUGCUCGCCCCUCGCCCUCGCUGCUCGCUGCCCGUUCCUUGCCACCCGCCCCUCGCUGCUCGCUGCUCGCCCCUCGCCCUUUGUUCCCCGUUCCUCGCUGCUCGUUCCUCGCUGCUCGCUGCUCGUUCCUCGCUGCUCGCUGCUCGCCCUCGCCCUUCGUUCCUCGCCUCACGCCCCUCGCCCUCGCCCUCGCUCCUCGACCUUGGUUCCUCGCUGCUCGCUGCUCGCCCCUCGCCCCUCGCCCUUCGUUCCUCGCCACACGCCCCUCGCUGCUCGCCCCUCGCCCUUCGUUCCUCGCUGCUCGCUGCUCGCUGCUCGCCCUUCGUUCCUCGCCCCUCGCCCUCGCUGCUCGCCCCUCCCCCUCGCUGCUCGCUGCUCGCCCCUCGCUGCUCGCCCCUCGCCCCUCGCCCUUCGUUCCUCGCCACACGCCCCUCGCUGCUCGCCCUUUGUUCCUCGUUCCUCGCUGCUCGCCCUUCGUUCCUCGCCCCUCGCCCCUCGCCCCCCGCUCCUCGCUGUUCGCUGUUCGCUAUUCGCUGUCUGCUGCUCGCUACUCGCUGCUUGCUGUUUGCUGUUUGCUGCUCCAUGUUCGCUACCUGUGUACCCUACAUUGUUAG